AAUAUUUCGUCUUCUGACACGCGACGAAAUUUAGUUAAAAGUAACACGUAUAUAUGUAUUCUGUUAAAAGAAAAUGUGGUUACGUUUCGGAACAUAGUUAUUCUGUAUGAUUAUACAUCGUGUUUAAUGACAUAACAAAGAGAAUUAUUUUAUUUUUAAAUGAAAAAUUUACUCGACGUUCUUUUUGUACUAUUAGUAAAGUAUAAGUCCUUGUAUCAAUAUCUUUAGUACAUCGCAAUAAUGAUUACAAACGUGUACCCAGAAUGGGCUUCUUACAAUAUAGGAAUAUUUGUCUGCACAAGGUGUGCCGGAGUACAUAGGUCUAUGGGUGCACAUAUUUCUAAAGUGAAACAUCUCAAACUAGAUAGAUGGGAAGACUCUCAAGUAAAUAGGAUACGUGAAGUAGGUAAUAUAACUGCAAGACUACAUUAUGAAGAACGUGUACCACCUUGUUAUCGUAAACCAAAUCCAGAUGCUCCUCAAGUUUUGGUAGAACAAUGGAUACGAGCUAAAUAUGAGAGAGAAGAAUUUUGUCAUCCAGAAAGACAGAAUUAUGUAUCAGGGUUUAUGGAAGGAUUUUUAAUGAAGCGUGGAAAAGAAGAUUCACGGUAUCACCCUCGUAAAUUUGUUCUUUGUGAAGCUGAGGAUACUUUGAAGUACCAUGUUAAAGAAAAUAAGGAACCAAAAGCUAUACUUAGGAUAUCAGAAUUAAAUGUAGCCUUUGCUCCAUCUAAAACUGGUAACCAAAAUAGUCUUCAAAUAUCCUUUAUGAAAGAUGGCACUACAAGACAUAUCUAUGUGUAUCAUGAAGAUCCAGAAGUAAUUACAAAUUGGUAUUUAGCUAUAAGAUGUGCAAAAUUACAUCGUUUGCAAGUUGCAUAUCCUGGUGCAACUGAGGCUGAAUUAUUAUCACAACUUACAAGAGAUUUUCCACGAGAAGGAUUCCUGUGGAAAACAGGUCCUAGACACAGUGAUGCUUAUAAAAAGAGAUGGUUUACAUUAGAUGGAAGGAAACUUAUGUAUCAUGAUGAUCCUAUGGAUGCACAUCCAAAAGGUGAAAUUUUCUUGGGUCACAGUUCAGAAGGUUUUGCAGUUAAAACAGGAGUUCCACCAGGUGCUAGAAAUCAAGGUUUCUCUUUUACUCUUGAAACACCUGAUAGAAGUUAUCUCUUGUCUGCUCAAAAUGAUGAUGAUAGAACACAGUGGAUGAAUGUAAUACAGAAGGUAAUAGAUAAACCACUUACUCCACAAGAUGCAACUGUAGCAGCACGUCUUGUAAGAAAACGCACAGCAAGUGGAACAAUGAAUAUAUUUUCUUCUGCAAGGUAGGGCUGGAUCCCUCUUAGGCAUUUUUCUUAAUAUUAUCAUAUAUUGAUUAGACAAACCAAUUGAAUGAUUAAAAUAAUAAAAGUAAGUUUAGGAAAUCUGUUUCUCGAUAUGCCUAGCAAAUCAAUAACAUUUUGUAGAUACAUAUUGUCGUUGAAUCACAUAUAUUUAUAUAUCAUUGCACGCUACGUUGCUUACAUCAUAUACAUAAGACUGGUCAAUGGAAUUUAAUGCAAAUAUAGUAUAGGAAUAAUUUUUUCUUUAAAACGAAUUUUUAACUGACAAUAUUUGUGAUGUGCUGUCAAAAGGAACAGGCAGUAUUAUAAAUAUAUAGUUAAAAGCUUUUACUUGGCAAUAGUAUCUUUGUGAUAUUCCAUUAUAUUUAUCAGAAAAAACGUAUAAAUGAUUAGUAUACAUUAUUUAUAUUUUGGUAUAAAUGCUUUAGAUGAAUAAAUUACUCUACAUAACUUUUGUUUCUUCUGAAUAUAAUCUAAAAAAAAAAAAAAAAACGAAAGAAAAUAUCUUCAAAAUUGAAUUCUACAAUUUUUUUUUGCAAUUAAGUUUAUAUACUUAUUCAAGGUAGAUUUUAAUUCUAUAUACGUACCAUUAGUCUUUACUCUUUUAUAUAUAUACAUAUAAUUUGUCAAGAUUUGUAAAUAGAAGUUUAAAAAAAAGUAAGAUCAUUAUUUUUAUUUUACAUGACAAAUGUCUGCACAUACAUACAGGGUUGUUAAUUUAAUAUUGUAGUAUCUCAGAUAACAAGUUUAUUUACUCGUUUUAUCAAAUUUGAAUAGAUCAUUGUUAAUUUCAUCAAAAGUGUGAUGUUGAAAGAUUCUAUAUGACAGUAGAUACCUUUUAGCUUCAUUCGUUUUAUUAAUGGUGCUAUCAAGGUGACUGUAUCUACUGUUUUACAGAAAUUAUAUCUUACAUGCAGAGUGUUAUAAUGUUAUACUAUGAGUCAUUGUGAAUUUGAUGAUAUUUGUUUAAUAAAGUAUUAUUUUUCAUGAGGUAUCAGCAUUUAAGCCAAAAUAUAUAAAACUACAAAUUACAUAAAACUUUUUAUAUAUUAUUAAUUAUUAUAUCACAAUAUCUCCAUUUAUCAAAUUAUUUUUUUUUAUGUGUAAUUUUCUCUGAUACUUGAAUCCUGAUAUCAUAUAAAAUUAUAAUUUAAUAAUCAGUCAAAAUAAUUAUAAAUUUUCAGUGUAAAUUUAUUAUCAUAAAAUAAUAAAAAAAGGUUAUAUUUAAAAUAGUCAUGUCUGACUUAUUGUAAAGUUUGUUGUAAUGAUGAUGAUAAUAACAAUGAUAUAAUAUUUGUAACAAUAACACUAUUACUACUACUACUACUACUACUACUACUAUUACUACCAUACUACUACUACUAAAUAUAAUAAUAAUAAUAAUAAUAAUAAUAGUAAUAAUAAAAAAUAAUAAUGUAUAAAGGCUGCCAAUAUACACAUUUACUUUGUAGUGUUAAACAAUAAAGUAUAGCAGCAUGUCACACUAUUUGUAGAUAUAUGAAAAAUAAUUUGCUUAUGCUCUAUAACUGAAGGAAAUAAAUAAUAAUGAGACAACAAAGAUAAAAAUAUUGUAAUAUUUUUAAUAAUAGCAAUAACUUCACAGAGAGAGAGAGAAAGGAAGUAAUGUAUUUUUAUGUUAAUUUUUAUCAUUAAAUUUAACUAAAGGCACGUUUUUUAUAUAGCAAAGAAUAUUCACCCAACAUAAUGCUGCAAUACUAACAUAUGUGAUACGUAGAGUAGGAGGAAUUAAUACAAAAUUGAAAAAUUGUACAGGUAUCCAAAAUAGGCAUGAUGUCUGAAAGUAAAAAAAAUGAAACCACUCUGGUAAUAAAAAGUGGAUUAAGUAGAAAUUGUUAAAAUGCUUCUUGUAUGUACUUUAUAUUUGAAUAACCUACCUGAAAAGUUUUAAGAAACUUUGUUUUACAUUCUUCAAAAAUAUCAGAUUUACUUUCCAUCAAACUCAUACCUAUAAUAAAUAAUAGAAGUUAAUCAAUUAUAGUAGAAAAUAUAACAUAUUGUAAUGUGAAAUAAACAUACUAACUGAUAAAGAAUAGACAGAUCAGUGGUGGUGUUAAUAUAAAUUGAUCAAGAAAUAACUUAGUUAGAACCAAUUUUAUAGAUUUGCCUUUGUAAAAUGUAUCUAACCACUUGUACCUGAUAAUAUAAAGAAGGCUUUAAUUUUGAAAACUUUUAAUUAUAUAUUAUAACUUCUAAGUUAAAUUCAUCUGAAUAACAUUUUAAUUCAUACAAAAUUCAUAUUUGUCAAAACUUUAAUCCUCAAAAUGGGUCUGUAAUUAUUUUAUAUAUGCAUUUUAUUUAAAUAUUGAUUUAGAUUAAUUAAUAAUAAAAUAAUAAACAAAAUGAAAAUUAAUUAUAAAAUAUACCAUCCAUGCAACAAUGGUCCUGCUAAAAAAAAACCAUAAAUAGCAUAUCUUUUAAGACGUGGCCAAUUAUAUUGUUGUAUGGACAUGGAAGAUUCAUGAUCUAAUAAACCUAAAAAAUUAUUGCACUUUUGUAACCACAAAAGUAUUGGUCUAUCGAUAUUCUGUAGUUCUACUCCAUAUGUGGAUACAGGUUGAAUAAUCUAAAAUAUAAACAAAUAAAAGAUACUUUGAUCA
This is a messenger RNA of Vespula vulgaris, 3961 nucleotides long. RefSeq names its product arf-GAP with dual PH domain-containing protein 1-like. NCBI's taxonomy places the organism in Eukaryota, Metazoa, Arthropoda, Insecta, Hymenoptera, Vespidae. Gene Ontology annotation, molecular function: GTPase activator activity; phosphatidylinositol bisphosphate binding. Gene Ontology annotation, biological process: positive regulation of GTPase activity. The record is from RefSeq and is a predicted model, not a curated record. Gene Ontology annotation, cellular component: plasma membrane; intracellular membrane-bounded organelle. Bases 241 to 1329 code for a protein of 362 amino acids. The transcript is spliced from 6 exons.